Molecule: messenger RNA, 1072 nt
Organism: Elaeis guineensis (African oil palm)
Lineage: Eukaryota; Viridiplantae; Streptophyta; Magnoliopsida; Arecales; Arecaceae
Product: small ribosomal subunit protein eS8
Biological process (GO): translation
Cellular component (GO): ribosome
Molecular function (GO): structural constituent of ribosome
Source: RefSeq, a predicted model, not a curated record
CCUAUAUAAUGCGUCUUCAAGAAACCCUAAGGUUUUGAAGGAGGAGAGGGAAGGUGGGAGAGAGCAAGCGGCGGGGAAGUCCCGAAGACAGAGAAAGAGAGAGAAGCCUUCCUUGCCUCCGCCAGAAUGGGUAUCUCGCGAGACUCUAUGCACAAAAGGCGCGCGACGGGAGGAAAGAAGAAGGCCUGGAGGAAGAAGAGAAAGUAUGAGUUGGGCCGCCAGCCUGCAAACACUAAGCUUUCCAGCAACAAGACAGUUAGGAGGGUUCGUGUUCGUGGAGGUAAUGUGAAGUGGAGGGCCCUCCGUUUGGAUACUGGCAAUUACUCUUGGGGGAGUGAGGCUGUGACUCGCAAGACUCGUAUCCUUGAUGUUGUGUACAAUGCCUCAAACAACGAGCUUGUGAGGACACAGACCCUGGUGAAGAGUGCUAUUAUCCAGGUUGAUGCUGCCCCCUUCAAGCAAUGGUACCUCCAGCACUACGGUGUUGAGAUUGGUAGGAAGAAGAAGGCCCCAGCUGCCUCCAAGAAGGAAGCAACAGAGGAGGGAGAAGGUGCUACAGAGGAGGCAAAGAAGAGCAACCAUGUCCUCAGGAAGCUGGAGAAGCGCCAGCAAUGUCGUACACUUGACCCCCACAUUGAAGAGCAAUUUGGUAGUGGGAGAUUGUUGGCUUGUAUCUCAUCCCGCCCUGGCCAGUGUGGCAGAGCUGAUGGGUACAUAUUGGAAGGCAAGGAACUGGAAUUUUACAUGAAGAAGAUCCAAAGGAAGAAGGGCAAGGGAGGUUCUGGAGCUGCUGCUUGAGUCGAAUCUGUUUAGUUGCUUGGUUCUUCCGUUUUAUGCACUUGUUUGAGUUCCAUAGACUGAGGACAGGUGAUGAGUCAUUUGAAAUUUUGACAUGCAUUGUAGAUGUUAGAGAUGAGAACUGUUUAUUGUUUCUAGCGAUCAUUAUAUUUCCCAUUGCGUUCGAUAGCAGACAUAUAUUGAUUGGACCUCAAAACACAAAUUUUGCUGAUGAAAGUUAUGGAACGUAUUGCUGGAAGUACUUGUAGUUGUUUUUCUGCCUCAUUUAAAAAAA